AUAUGUACGCCCUGAUGAAAGACUUGUUUUGGGGACUUGGAUAUGUUCGGUACAUAAUUUAAGUAGGAUUGGACAGUUUGUCUGCGUCUUCAUUAUGGCUGCGUUUUGCCAGGCUGUUUUUCUACUUGUGUUCUGUGAACUUAUUCGACACACAGAGGGUGUCUGCAAAGUAACUUGCACCACAGACUACAUCUCAUCAUUGAACUGUUCCUGUUUAGGCUCGACAGAACCAGUGAUAAGCGAUAUUCAGGCAGAGUGCAGGGAUGAAUUUGAUUCGGUAGCCGGGAGCUGUGUUAUCAGGCCGCCACGUCAGUGGUGUGAAAUAAACCCAGACAACUUUUAUGGAAUAGCUGAUCUUGAUACUGUUUGCACACUACAAGUUAAACAAUUCAACACCCAAAAUAAGAUGACCGAGAACACCACACACACUGUGAAGUUAAAGGAUGUCAUUAAACCACGACAACCCUUCAAUCUAACACUUACAAAAAGUGAUCAAGUUUUUAACCUAUCAUGGAAAAUGGCCUAUACAGAAGAUGAAAAUGUUGAGCUGAACAGUGACUUGAUUUACAGAGUGCGAUUAAGACCACAACACGAUUGGGAUGAGAAGCACAUCAAGAUGUAUAAUGUCAGAAAUGACGAAAGAUACCAGGAGAUCCAGUGUGAGCCCCUCUUGGCAGGAACAACAUACGUGGCCGACGUUCAGGCCUCAGUGAACGCAGAAGAGUUUUCCAAGAGUAAGGAUAAAUGGAGUGAGUGGAGCUUCAGCACUGAGUUUUCCUGCCCCCACCGAGCUGAUUCAUAUGAUAUUUUUUGGCCUAAGAGCUACAUUCUGGUGCUGGUUUUAGUUUUUGGAUUCCUGUUCUUCUUUGGAAUGAUGGGGCUGCGUAAGAAGCCAUGCCUGUUUCAAUACAUCCCGAACCCUCAAGAUUUCUUCAAACCCCUCUAUCACACAUACCAAGGAGACUUUAAGAAAUGGGUCGGCCCAGUGUUUACCUUCAACAGUUUUGACGUGCUGGAGAAGAGCGCCCCUCUCCAGGUUCUGACCGAGAAGCAGCAUGCUUCUGUUCCGUCGCAGCUGGACCUUCUGUCUAACCCGGGAACCGGCAGCAAUAGUCUGGGAGAUUGGAGCCUGCUCAGCCUGGUGAACCCUGAUUUCUCCAAGCGCUACUUUCUAGGAGGCAGCAGCCUUGGUCUGUCCCACUUCAGUGGCCACAUCUCUAUGGACACAGUGACCGUGUCUGGCCAAGAAGGCACCAUGUCGGACUUCAGCGAUACAGAUCAGAAUCCUAGACUUGCUCAUGACGGUCAGCACUCAGAGCCGGACGGUGAGGGAAGCCCAGAGAUGCAAGGUUUUGAUAAUUGCCUGCUGCGGCUCAACAACAUGGAGAACGCAGAAGAGAUCUCGCUGGACUCCUACAGUUCAAACGAGCACUCGGAUGAUGGUUACCCUCAAAUAGGUCUGGACUUGGACACCAUUGACAGCGGAUUCUUAGAAUCAGACUGCCCAAGCCCAGUGAGCUUAGAAUGUGGCGGAGGAGAACCAACGGAUGCUGCUUUUCUGGGGAAUGCUGUGGCAACCCAUUCGAACUAUGUCAAGCAAUGGAUGGCAGUCAAACCAGACACUGAAGAGGAAAGUAACUUGUUGCAGUAG
This is a messenger RNA of Trichomycterus rosablanca, 1651 nucleotides long. RefSeq names its product interleukin-21 receptor-like. Gene Ontology annotation, molecular function: cytokine receptor activity; protein binding. Gene Ontology annotation, biological process: cytokine-mediated signaling pathway. The coding region runs from base 95 to 1651 and encodes 518 amino acids. Gene Ontology annotation, cellular component: external side of plasma membrane. The record is from RefSeq and is a predicted model, not a curated record. The transcript is spliced from 9 exons. NCBI's taxonomy places the organism in Eukaryota, Metazoa, Chordata, Actinopteri, Siluriformes, Trichomycteridae.